GGCUCCAUGAGCUGUUCAAGUCCAAAGUGACCAGCGUGGGUUUGUAUUUAUAAAUAAUCCUAAAUGUAAUCUUCUGUGUCUCACAUGCAGGUUCAGAUUAUCUCUUCAUACUCGUGGGUUUACACACAGGCUUCAAGCAACAUCCAUCUUGAGGAAGACAAAGAGUACUACUUUGAAAUAUUACUCCAAAGAAUGUCUUACUACAGCUCAAACUCUUUGAAAUUACAAAUCUAUCAAACAAAAACUUCUUUUACGCCACAGCAGACCAGAGAAGCCCAGAAUGAAGUGCAAGUCAUCGGCACCUCCUACAGUUUCUUUAGUGAAGUGCAGGAAUUCUGCUUAAACAACUGGAACACACAAACCCCAAUACAAGAAGUCCAGCAGAUUGUUGUGGAGAGCCCCUGCAUCAGUUCGGGGGACUGUUCGGCCGUUCAGUUCAGCCUUCUCUAUAACAACGAAGCAACAGGUAUGGGGGCACCGAUGACGGUACAGUUUUUGAGCUCAGAACAAAUGUCUCGGGUUUCUGCCAUGACUAAGCCUGCGGAUUUUGGCCAACAUUUUAAACCCCAAGUUUCUUUUAAAAUUUUUGUGCAACAGACAUUGUUUGAUUGCAAAUGUAAAACACUGAAUGAUUUCAACUAAUAGAUAAAGGACAACUUACUGUUUUUUUGGUCAUAUCAGUAACUGAAUAUACAGAGUUAUCCGACACCAAUCAGCACUGUG
Molecule: messenger RNA, 723 nt
Organism: Erpetoichthys calabaricus (reedfish)
Lineage: Eukaryota; Metazoa; Chordata; Cladistia; Polypteriformes; Polypteridae
Product: fibrocystin-L-like
Exons: 3
Coding region: 85-642 (185 amino acids)
Source: RefSeq, a predicted model, not a curated record